Episyrphus balteatus (marmalade hoverfly) is the source of this 2267-nucleotide messenger RNA. It is a transcript of the gene Dbp73D, whose product is annotated as probable ATP-dependent RNA helicase Dbp73D. Gene Ontology annotation, molecular function: nucleic acid binding; ATP binding. Lineage: Eukaryota; Metazoa; Arthropoda; Insecta; Diptera; Syrphidae. The transcript has 4 exons. The record is from RefSeq and is a predicted model, not a curated record. Bases 99 to 2162 code for a protein of 687 amino acids. Gene Ontology annotation, cellular component: nucleus.
UUGGACACGUGCUAUUUUGACAGCUGCAUGUUGACAUAGUCGUUCACAAGUUUAUUUUCUCAUUUUAACAAUACAAUUUAUUUAUUUUCCUUUAUAAAAUGGAAUUAUUUUCAGUAAAAAGAUACAUCGAAGGUGAACAAUUCACCGACGAUCCAAACAAAGAAGAUGACAUUCUACAAAAACUCUUGAAAAAAGCCCAAGCACGAAAAAGUACCCAACCUUCUGAGAUUCCACAGAAUAUUUCUGAUAUCCCUGUGAUAAGUGAGGAGCAUGAAAACAAGCAAACAGAAUUGCAAGAAGAUAGUCAAAAUGACGAUGAAGAAACAAAUGUCACAAAAAAACCAAAAUUAUCCGAUGAACCGGCAGAAAAUGAAGAUUUUCAAGUUCUCGGCUCAAAUGUCUUUGAUCGCAAACCUAAAGUUGAGAUGGUUCUUCCUCCAUGGUUAGCACAUCCAACUGUCAUUGCCACAAGCAUUGUCGAAUCGUCAGAACAAGAAGAUAGCUUUGUUUCAAAAGCUGACUAUCUUUCUGAUCAUUUAAAGGAAUCAUUGAAAGAAUUGUCUAUUGACAACUUAUUCCCUGUUCAGAAAUCAGUUAUUCCUUGGGUUCUAACAGCUCAUUCAAAACCCUAUCCCUUUCGACCGAGAGAUAUUUGCGUUUCAGCUCCAACAGGUAGUGGCAAGACACUUGCUUUCGCUGUUCCCAUUGUCCAGUUGUUGGAGAAUCGUGUAGAGAAGAAAAUUCGUGCUCUUGUCGUACUACCUGUUGCCGAAUUGGCUCUCCAAGUCUAUAAAGUCUUUAAGAAACUCACAGACAAGACUAAUUUGAGUGUUUGCCUUCUGACCAAAUCCAAUCCUUUCCCAUUGGAACAGCAAAAGCUUGUUGAAUCUUACAAAGGCAAAUUCUAUUCAAAAGCUGACAUUGUCAUCACCACUCCCGGUCGUCUGGUUGAGCAUCUUCAUGCUACAAAUGGAUUCUGUCUGAAAUCCCUCAAAUUCCUCGUCAUUGACGAAGCAGACAGAAUUAUGAAUCAAGUUCAUCAUAAUUGGCUUUAUCAUCUGGACAAUCACGUCAAAACUACUUCAGAUAUGUUACUGUCUGGCCGGACUGCUCCUCUUUGUAUUCAUGAAUUGGAAUCCGUUGCAUGCAAUCAACCACACAAAAUGUUAUUCUCUGCAACUUUGUCUCAAGAUCCUGAAAAACUUCAAGGUAUUAGGUUAUUCCAGCCCAAGUUGUUCACAUCUGUUUUGACCAAUUUGGAUGAACUUAAAGAAAAGUUUGUUGAAGCAAGAACGGCAGAGAUUCGGGAGGAAUUUAUUGGGAAAUAUACGACACCUGCUGAGUUGACCGAGAAAUAUUGCUUAACAGAGAGUCGAAUUAAACCUUUGACGCUAUACUCGUUAAUUACUGAAAAUAAUUGGACAAAGUUUUUGUGCUUUACAAAUAGUGUGGAAUCUUCGGGAAGAUUGGCGUUUGUUUUAAAGUACCUCUUCGAUAAAAGGAUGGUUAUAGAGGAACUCUCUGGAGCUUUGAAUCCCAAAAUGCGUGCAAGUGUUUUGAGUACUUUUGCCAGGGGCAAAACCAAUGGAUUGAUAUGUUCUGACGCUCUAGCUCGUGGUAUUGAUAUUCCUGAUGUUGACAUAGUGAUUUCUUACGAUCCAGCACGACACAUCAAGACUUAUAUCCAUAGGAUAGGACGAACAGCUCGUGCUGGUCGACCUGGAACAGCAAUAACUAUGCUCACACAGAAAGAACUUAAUAGUUUCAAUCACACACUCUCUGAAGUUGGAAAAGUCAUAACCGAAGAAAUCAAAGUCACAACAGAUGUCGAAGAAAACAAUGCCCAAAAGUAUGCUAAAGCACUUUCAGAACUUCGAAUUAAGGUUGAGGCUGACAAACAUACAAAGAAUUAUUUGAAGCACAUUGCUAAGGAGAAAGCCAAACCAGUGGAUCCAUCGAAAAUGUCAUUGAUGGAAAAAUUGCAACAUCAAGCGGAAAAUAAGGUUAUGGAAAAAUUCGAAGCUCGACAAGUUGAUGGUAAAACGACGAUAUUAGAACGCCAAAAGAAGAAGAAACCAAUGAAAGCGUUUAAGAAGAAACAAUUGAAUAAAAUUGCAACAAAGUCGCAUGUCAUUGGAAAAGCGAAACAGAAGAAAAAUUAGUGAAGGGGGCAAUAAAGACGAUUGAAGCGUGUAUAAAGGAUCUUCCUAUUGUUGUUAACAAAUUAAAUAUUUUUAUUUUACAAUAAAACUUGAUAGAAACUUUAA